This is a messenger RNA of Aspergillus campestris IBT 28561, 1845 nucleotides long. Its product is annotated as nonhemolytic phospholipases C family protein. Lineage: Eukaryota; Fungi; Ascomycota; Eurotiomycetes; Eurotiales; Aspergillaceae. The transcript has 5 exons. The coding region runs from base 1 to 1845 and encodes 614 amino acids. The record is from RefSeq and is a predicted model, not a curated record. Gene Ontology annotation, molecular function: hydrolase activity, acting on ester bonds.
AUGGGUUUUAUGCUGGGCUCUGCCCUGCUGCUGCUGCUGGGGGCUAGCACGCCUGUUGCGGCGGGCUCGCUGAAAGAUAUUGAACAUGUUGUGAUUUUUAUGCAGGAGAAUCGGUCGUGGAAUAGUUAUUUUGGCACCAUGGCCGGUGUUCGAGGAUUCAAUGAUCCCAACGUGCAGAUUAACGAUGAUGGUCAGCCGGUGUGGUACCAAAAAGUGAAUCCCGUCCUGUCGAAAGGCGCAGAACACCUCCUCCCGUGGCACUUGGGAUACAAAGACACCGAAUACUGGACGGACGCGAUCCAGUGCCUCAUCGCAGGAAGCAAUUUCUACUACGGUAACCAGGGCGCCGUCAACCAUGGAAAGAAUGACCUCUGGGCGAAGACUCAGACCGCGUGGAGUUGGGGGUACUAUAAGCGCCAGGAUCUUCCUGUCCAGUAUGCUCUGGCUGAAGGGUGGACGACGGGCGAUAUGUAUCAGGAGUCAUACAUCACCUCCACCAGUCCCAACCGUGUCUCUCUCGUGAGCGGCUCGAUCAACAUCCCAGGCGGUCCGCAGACCCCCGACCAAGGCGGUCCCUACAUUGACAACAAUGAAAUCCCAGGCUGCUUCCCCGCACACACCAACUGCUACCCCCUCAAAUGGCAAACCAUCUACGAAAUCUACGAAAAAGCAGGCGUCUCCUGGCAGCUGUACCAGGACAUGAACGACAACUUCGACGACAACCCGCUCGCCUGGUUCAAGCAAUACCAGGACGCCUCGGACGACUCCCCCCUCACCAAGAAAGGCAUGUCCACAGUAACCUUCGACGAAUUCUACGCCGCCGCCGGCAACGGCACCCUCCCCGAGAUCAGCUUCCUGAUCGGCCCGGCCCCGCUGUCCGAGCACCCGCCCUACCAGCCCAAAGACGGCGCCUGGCUCCAAAAGCAAGUCGUCGACGCCGUCACCAAAAGCCCCAAAUACAACUCCACCCUCCUCAUGAUCAGCUACGACGAAUCCGGCGGCUUCGGCGACCACGUCAGCCCCUUCCACUCCCCCGAAGACACCCCCGGCGAAUGGAUGGAAGACCCAUACGGCAAAUACGGCAAGGUCUUCGUGGGGCCCGGCGUGCGCGUCCCGUUCUACAUGAUCUCGCCCUGGACGCGCGGGAAUCGCGUCUUCACCGAGCGCGCAGACCACAACUCGCAGAUCCUGUUCGUGGAGGAGUGGCUGGAGGCCCGCGGGUACAAGGACGUCCGCACACCGGAGAUGGUCCCCUGGCGCCGCGAGCACAUGUCCAACCUCGUGGGCGCGCUCGACCUCGACCACCCGGAUCCGACCCUCCCCGACCUGCCGGAGGCAGAGGAGCCGCGCACCCUGGGCGAUCUCUACACGGGGAUGGCGCACUGCGCGGCGACGCACCCGCUCACGCGCCCGCCGGCACCCUUCGGCAAGCAGGACAACGUGACUGAGGCGCUGUGGUUCGAGGACGGGUAUAAGGAAGUUGUUGGCGCCCUGACAGAGGGCCGAUACCUGACGUUCGAACAGCAGGGCAAGGCGCUGACCAACCCCGGUCACAAUGCGAGUGCGGUGACGCGCGCGCCGGCGCAUGCUGACCACCGCGAUCGCAAGCAGCGGUGGGUGAUCCACUAUACGGAGGACGAGGAGAGCCAGAUCUUCCGGGUGUCGAGCGCGCUGGAUGGGAGGUGGCUUGGACCGCGCGGGACGCUGGUGUCGAAGCGCGAGAAGGCGGCGGAUGUUCGGACGAAGUUCUUGGGGAAUGGGAGGGGGUAUAAGCUGGAGUAUACCGACGGGAGCCCGCUGGGGAAGAGCGGGGAGUAUACGAUUUGGAGUGUGACUUAUCAUUAG